Pongo pygmaeus (Bornean orangutan) is the source of this 1161-nucleotide messenger RNA. It is a transcript of the gene CRYBA4, whose product is annotated as crystallin beta A4. Gene Ontology annotation, biological process: visual perception; lens development in camera-type eye. Lineage: Eukaryota; Metazoa; Chordata; Mammalia; Primates; Hominidae. The record is from RefSeq and is a predicted model, not a curated record. Gene Ontology annotation, molecular function: structural constituent of eye lens. The transcript has 6 exons. The coding region runs from base 461 to 1015 and encodes 184 amino acids.
GGCUGGGUAUUUGAGCUGUCAUUUUAUAGAAGGGAAAAACAAGUCCCAGGGAAUGGAAACAAUUUGCCUAGUUCUUUCCAACUUCUAACCAUACAGCAGGGUUAAUACCCUUAUAUUCCCGAUUUCUGUCCAGGAAUCCUGGUCCGCAGACAGCCCUGUCUUCUAGUCCAAGAUGCUGGCCAAGAGUGUUGAGGUGGGGAGAAUGAAAGUGAGACAAGGGAAGAUCUCAGACUUAACCUGCCCUGCCCCGCCUGGCUGAUUCUCCAGCCCCAGCCGGAGAGCCACUCACCAUUUUGAUGGGCCGGAAGGACAUGAGCCGAUCACUGCGGUAGCUGCUAGACCAUGUGUUCCAGCGAGGGUACUCGCCCUUCUCCAGGAUGAACAUCUCCCCGCGCAAGUUGGACUGCUCAAAGGCGACCCAGCUGGAUACAAGAAGGACCAUGAGGCAGACAGGAGACAAAUGAUGGUGGUGUGGGAUGAGGACGGCUUCCAGGGCCGGCGGCAUGAGUUCACGGCUGAGUGCCCCAGCGUGCUGGAGCUUGGCUUCGAGACUGUGCGAUCUUUGAAAGUGCUGAGUGGAGCGUGGGUGGGCUUCGAGCAUGCUGGCUUCCAAGGGCAGCAGUACAUUCUGGAACGGGGUGAAUAUCCAAGCUGGGAUGCCUGGGGCGGCAACACGGCCUACCCCGCCGAGAGGCUCACCUCCUUCCGGCCUGUGGCCUGUGCUAACCACCGUGACUCGAGGCUGACAAUCUUCGAGCAAGAGAACUUCCUGGGCAAGAAAGGAGAGCUGAGCGAUGACUAUCCUUCCCUCCAGGCCAUGGGAUGGGAAGGCAACGAAGUAGGGUCCUUCCACGUCCACUCUGGGUCUUGGGUUUGCUCCCAGUUUCCGGGCUACCGAGGAUUUCAGUAUGUGCUGGAAUGCGAUCACCAUUCCGGUGACUACAAGCAUUUCCGGGAGUGGGGCUCUCAUGCCCCGACCUUCCAGGUGCAGAGCAUCCGCAGGAUCCAGCAGUGAACAGGGGCGCGGCACGGAGGAGCACAUGCGUGCUUGUCUGCAAUGGAGGCGCUCUGGAGGCUGUGGUGUGAACCCAGCACCCGUGUGAGCUGGUCCAUGCACAGUCAGCACAAAAAACUCAAACGAAUAAAAAAGAGAAAGUCUGG